CCCUCAUUGAAGUUUGAACCUCGAGCUCGGGUCCUCGCUUUUCUUGUUCUUCUGCCCAUCAUACUGCUCACAGAGCUUUGCUCGUGGCCAUGAGCGCCGCCAAUCUAAGGGCUGUCCUGGACUUGCUCAAGAGUGAUCAUGUGAAGAAGCGGCAGGAAGGCCUCUCCUCACUAUACACCAUGUUCGCGCGCGAGUCUGCGAUCCUCAGGGUCGACGAGCAAGGCGACGGGAAGGCGUGGACUAUCAUAUACCAAGCUCUUUUCAACGCUAUGGUCAAAGAGAAGGAUGCCUACGCCAAGAAAGGCGACGCGUCAAGUGCUGCCGUCAAACGCAGGCUGACCGACGCCGCCUCCGCCGUCCGUUGGCUGAUCGAGCGCAGUGUUACGCGCAUGAACGGCAAGGUGGUGAACCCUGUUUUAGCCCAUUUGACGAAGUUCAUCAUCUACAGAGGCGAGUUGUUCACUCCAGUCGCAUUGCAGUACGUCAAGGCCAUCCGAUGCAUCUUGAGCUAUACCCCUCACCUGGAACAUCUGGUCGAGACGUCUUGGAUAGCCUUACUCGAGAUGUCUCUGAAUGUGGUUCUCGAGGACCGCGUUAGGAAGAAACUGGACGAGAAGGACGACGCCUUCGCUGACGACAGGGAAGACAGCCUGCCACUAGGCUCAGGCAUGGACGACUCUGGGGAGGAUAGCACGCCGUCCGUUCUAGGGCCGAGUUCCACUAGGAAAAGGAAGCUUCCUGCUACCACACAGGCGCGGCGAACACCAUUCUCCGGAAGUCCUGCUCCAACCUCUCACUCGGUCACUCAGGAGCAGGUGGAAUUCAUGUCCUUACUCGUCUUGCUGCUCCAUUCAUCCUCGACCCCACUGCUCUCGACCGAACACCGUUAUCUCCCCGCGGCCCUAUUCCAAAAGCUUGCCCGCAUCCUGCAGAAGUAUCCGGGGGAUUCUUCCCUACACCACGAUUACUUGCUCGCGCUCUCCGCCGCGCUCUCCCACGUCGCGUUGAAUGAUUAUGCUACCGUAACUAGAUUCGCGCGUGAAGCUUGGGACGGCCUUCUCCACAUGUGGGGGACGAAGAAUCAACGCACCAAGCAAGAUCUAGUCAUAGUACUCCAGACGCUGUUUCCGUACUACACAGCUGAGCCUAUUGACCCAACGAUCAUCAACAAUGUCGACUACACCAUUGGGGUUGCGAAACUCUGGCAGCUGCUGAGCGGCGAGGCGGACAGUCGCUGGGGGGUGGACGGAUUAGGAUUAGAUCGGUUGCGUCUGGAGGUGCGAAAGCCAGGAGAGGACGAUGACUCCCCAGGGUCGUUCGUAGGAUCGACGUUCCGGUAUGGGUGGCAGUUCGAUUCGGGCCAGGCAUUGACUUGGACGAUACUCGCGUUGCAAGCGGAAUGCACGGCCAAGUUAUACAGACUCACAGAGUCGGUUCAUUCGAUGGAGCCGAGUGGCAGCCGGAGUGCUGGGAAACGCGUCAAGUUGGAGAAUCCUGUCAAGUCGCUACUGGACCUGAUCAAUCACACCUCUUCCCCCAGCAUACGCUCGUAUCAUCUACAGGGCUUGCUCUUCUUCGUCGACAGGCAUUGGCCGAUCCUGUAUGACGAAUUGCAACAACAAGUCAUCUCCGUCCUCAUGCAGUUCGUGUCAUUCGACGACGGGUCUGUCCAGUCAUGGACUUUCCUUUGUCUUGCCGCUAUAGCUCACAGCGUCGGUGCAUCCCCGGACGCAACCACUGCCCCGGACGAGCAAUUAGGACUGUCAAGCUCAGCGACCUGGGAUGCCAUCUGUGCGCAUGCUAUGCGUCGCGCGACUGUAGCAUCGGUCUCUCGCGCUGCCUGCCAUGCUGCGUCCGUUUGCUUGCUACAUUCGAAGGUGCUGCUGACAUCGCAGCGCCUUAUCGCCGAACUCGAGGCGCUGGGCAAAGACCUCGACGUCCAGGGACCCGUGUUCCCGUAUGACUCGGUCUGCGCCUUCCUGGACCUCGCCCUCCGCAUAGCGAGUCAAGAUGUCCGACUGUAUCGGAUGCAGUUGGAGGAGAAGGUGUUGACCUGGUUCAUUGACACCUGGAGAGUAGGCAGCACGCCGAAGACAAGGUUGCCGGCCCACACGGUCGCCGACCUGUUGACGCUCCUAGAAAGCAUAUGCUCGUUGUCCACGAGGAGUAACCUUAUAUGCGGGAUGCCUCUGUCCGACUCUCCCAUCGUUCGGGCUACCAACGACCAUUCCUACACGGCUGUCAUACGGGACUUUUCAUUACAGGCCCAUCUGCCUCGAGGACGCCGCUACGAAGGAACUGCUGAAGGCGAUUCACCCGUUAGCCAGAACGCCGACGAUAGUAGCCUAGAACUCGAUGAUCUUGCUCCACCCCGCGGUCGCGAGAGGCGUAUCUCGGCCUUCCUCAUAAAGGUCACAGAGGAACUCUGCGGUGUCUGGGAGUCGAGCAGGGAGGUAUCUGGCUUCAUGACGGCAGAGAGGGUGCGAUCGUACCUCGACGUGUCGUUCCUGGCCCUUUCCUACGAAGCCAUCCUAUUCGUCAACGGCAUGCAUUCAACGAGGCGUGUCAUACAAGCCGCUUGUCGACUCAUCCAGACUGUUCUCCCACAACUUUCCGAGAAACGCUGGACCUCGGAGGAGCGCUCGCUCAUGCUAGGCAGUCUGCAACCUCUUAUACUUGCUCAGCAAGAAUCGGUACGGGAACCUUGGGAGACAUUGACCUCCCCUGGACCGUACACCGGAGUGAGACGACAAGUCCUCAAAGCACUUGGUAGGAGGUCAGGGAGUCAUGACCGCCAAAUGAGCGUGCGCCGUCAAGUUCAGCGCGUGAUCUUCCGCUCUGCUGAUGUGCAGGAUGCAUUCACGACUCUCAUGGGCAACCUCAAGUCGACUCUCCGACUGGCGUCUGGUGCUUCCGCGAGUCACGAUUUUGAUGGUCGGGCUAUGGACGUAGACGUCGAGGACGAUUUCGGGCAGCCGAGGACAGCGCAAGAUGUGGGUGCCGCUGCGGACUUCUCGCGGAAUGGUACCGCAUUCAUGGGUGCUAGCGGCGUCGAGAUAUGCAUGGAUGCGCUUGCUGUGAUACCGGUUUUGCAGUCUACGUCUGGCCAGCCCACGCGUGACAAGGACUUGGCCAACCUCGUCUUAGAGUCCGACGACUCUCGCUUCCUGGACAUGGCUUCCGUCUAUUUCAAUAUAAUCAAAUCCGGGAUGAUGAGCAUUAGUACUUCGAGCAUGGAGCAAUUCUUGGAGAGAUUCGGCGAACUAUGGCCCCAGUAUGACUACGGACGAAACGAUCGCCUGCAACAUCUAUCGCUACACUUCCUGCAUUCCACUAUGACACAUUGGCUAGACCACGCGACUCCCGUCAGCAUCUGCGACGCUAUUCGGGAACUAUGGACUCGUCUAGCUGCGAAGCUACUAUGCGGCAAGAUGACUUCGUGGAAGACCCGAGAUGCCUUCAUUAGCCUCCUCGAUGCAAGUCUCCUUCAUGACCCACGAGAACAGUUCUGGUUGGACGCCGAAGACAAUGAUCCUGGGUACAUGUCUGAUGCUGGCCAAGAUGCAAGCGAAAAUGUUGGAGCGACAUCCCUGCUUCCAGCGUCCAUUCUACCUAGGCUCGGAGCUGACGUCGACAUCCGGGUACGCUUCCGCGCCUCUGCUGCCGUGGCACGCAUGUUCGCUCGAGCUUGCAAGCUCAGACGGGAUCCGACAAGGCUAUAUACGGCCAUGCGACCCUAUCUGACCAGGGAUCACACAGAAUAUGAGAAGAUGAUGACUCGCAUACUCUGCCUAGCAAACAUCAUGAUCGUCAGUUCUGCGGUCAGGCGGGGGGCUUACUGGCACUUGCUGGAAGGAUGUCUGUUCGCUCCGAUGUACGCAAGUCAUAUGGAGGCUGCGUUGACGGGCGUGUCGGAGAGGCUUGGUCUCUCAGGCCUGGCGGAGCUCUUUCAGCAUUAUGCCUCCCAAGUUGCCGCGUCGGUUUGCCAGGGACGCGAGGACUUCCUUAGCUUCCCGCCACGCGUGCUUGGGUACCAAGAGAGAAGACAGUGCGCUGAAAGAGUGUUCCACGCCUUUGCACCGGCCAAUAUCCUCAACGAAGAGCGUGAACAUGGAUACAGUCUCUUCCGGAAUCAUUGUGGGGCCGUUCACAAACCGCCAUCCGAGGGACUCGAGGAGUGUUUCCCGGAGAUUGUUGGAUAUGAGAUCGUCAUUGCCAUCGCAAUCAGCUUGGACGCCAACGGUAUCCUCCCGGAUGACCUACCAUCACAGCUACGGCGUACGAUGCGGGAUCUUGGACGAGAGACCUUUGAUCUCUGCCUUCGUCAGACGGCCGAUGCUGUUGCAGCUACCAUCAUUCGCUCGCUAGGCGACCAAAACGUUUCGACCGAUGGGCCAAUCUUUACCGGACUUCGACAAGCUGGUUUCAACGAGGAUAGCACCCGCGUCCUCGAACAGCUCUUUCAAAACAGGCAUGACAGUGAAUUCCAGUUCCACGAGCCGAAUAUCCCGUUCUUUCCUACCCAAGUUGUCUUGAAGGCGUUGCAGUGGUUUAUUUCCUGGGUUCCCGAAGUGGAGUCGCCUGCCAUCACUUAUCAUGUGCUGCAUCAGCUCUUUGCGGAAAUGGAACGCUGUCCUUUCGUCAACGAGCAGAUGCGACUGCUCAACGGCAUCUGCGUUUGGAUCACCAUCCGUCGUCAGCAUUUCGAGGAUCCCACAUUGCUUCGUACGCUCAUGAACAUGACCUCGACCAUCCUUUCACAGGCGGACAUGGCCCGCGCCGCGAAAUCGAUUCUGGAAUGGUGCUUUGACGUUUAUCGGCGAGCCACAGAGCGCAUCAGUCGCCUCCCUGACCUUAUUGCUCAGGUUGGCUCGAUCGCCCAAGACUACCAGCAAGUAUCGCAUGACGAGUCAUCCAUGACGCUGGGUCAAGACCUCGUUCGCUGGAUAGAGUCUACGAUGCAAGGCCUUGCCGAACGUAACGUACUACGAGCACAGGUCGUCCGUGCCUUGGCUUCAUGGCCCUUUGACACAUCCCCCACGCUGAUCGAGCAUCGAGACAGUCUCAACCUUUACGAGAUAUCUCGAAUCCUCAGUGAUCCUCCCGUUACCGCAAACAAGUUUCAGUUGGCGCGCAGAAUACGCGAUCUCACGAUAGGCCACCAAGAUACCGCAGGGCACUUCAAGGAUACAGAUUUCUGGACACUCAAACAGUGCAUACCGUCCUCUGAUAAACUCCGCGACGAAGAUAUCGACGCAUUCGUCGCGCUUCUCAUACACAGCGGUGGAAACAUACGCAGUCCGGAGCAUGCGGACAAACAGGUGAUCAUCCAAACGAUCCGCCAAAGGCAUCGCCGCCUGUCAUCUUCACAGGAACAGACGACCACGCGUGAUGCUGCACGACGGGCCAUUAUUCUUUCCCUGCUCGAGAUGCUCGACGCCGCAUCCGCCGUACAGAUCAACGCUGCCUAUCGCACUCUUCGCUCUGUGAUGUCCGUUUAUCCUCUCGAUGUUGGCGCCUCGCAAACAUGGUGUCGGGAAUACGCUGGAGAUCUCGUGCAUCUCAAUGCCCAUCCGGUCUCUGUACCCAGCAGAGAUUGCGACGAGCUUCUUCAACUGCUUGCCAGUACCCACCUAGUGCAAGCAUCCAAAGGCUUCCCUGCGUGGAUUGUCAACUUGACAAUGUCCCUAUGCGGCGCUCUAAUAGCUCAAGAUCGUUUCUAUGCGGCCCUGGCGCCGAUGCUGCAGUUUAGCGUAACGUUUGCCGAGGAUAUUAUGCCCAUAUUGGUACACGCCGUGUUGUGUUCGGAACGUUCGACCCUUGGCCCGAAUGGUGGAGAGUCUCGCCGGACCGCUCUAUCAGAUCACUUCGACGCAGUGCUGAACUACGAAGAUGUGGAUGUCCGGUGCCUGCGUGCCAUCAUUGAUGCUGUCUUGCACCUGCGUCACUUCCAUCCUCCCGGCACCAGGGACGCGUUGGCUUACGAUAUCUGGCUGCGCAACGACUGGAGACUCCUCAGCAAGAUGUCUGUCAAAUGCGGGGCAUACACGACCGCACUCCUGUUCCUCGAAUUAGCUGCAGAGAACGAAGCGGGGGACACGCCGGGGGGCGAUACGGCUGAAGACACCCUUUUCGACAUCUACAGUCGCAUCGACGAGCCGGACGGAUUCUACGGCAUUCAAACCAGCAAUCUGACCAACUUCUUGCUCAAAAGGCUCCAUCACGAGAAACAAUGGGAUACUGCGUUCCGCUACCACGGAGCAGCGUUGACAGCCCGUCCAUCUGACCCGAUACAUGGCCAAGGCAUCGUUCAGUCUUUGCAUGCUUUCGGAUUUGAUCGUCUGGCAAUGACCGCGCUGGGCUCAGUGUCGUCUCUGUCGGACGCAGGUACUCAGUCCCCAAGUGCUAUGAUGUACGAACUGGGAUGGCGCACGGGUACAUGGGAUCUUCCCGAAUGCCAUGCUGGCCAGUACCCUGGAGCAUCGCUGUAUGUAUCCUUGCGAGCAUCCUAUCGUGAAAGGGACUCCAGUCGCAUGGACGCCGUAGUUCGGGGAUCGCUCUGCCAAGAGCUAUCGCAGCUUCACUAUCAAGGAAAUGAGAACCUAACCGCGAUACGCCAGACGAUUCAGAAUCUGAUGAGUCUUCACCAAAUCAGGUGGUGGAGGAACGGGAUCCUUCCGCCGUUAAAUCCACCAGGGAAUGGCCAGUCUUACGAUGAUCCAUGGAACUCAUUCAGCAAGGUCGAUGGCAUAGAGAAUUUCGACGAUGCAGAGUCUAUCAUGGCCACUCGCAUUUCCCUGAUACGCGCCCGGCGACAGAAGGAAGAGCGUGACCAGAUUGGAGAUCUUCUCUCUCCUUUGUGCCGAAGGCUGACAGAAUUGGAGAGGGAGUGCCUUCUUCGCCUGUCUCGAGCAGCAAGAGACGCUCAAAGGCCUCAGGCAGCGCUCAAUGCCAUAACCCAGGCUCAAGCUCUUGGAGGGGAGGGGCUACCCGAUGUCUCACAGGAAUUUGCGAAUGUCCUAUGGCUCAUGAAGGAGCCGAGGCUAGCAGCUUCUGCACUCAAGGAUACGAUAAACAUGAGUUUGUCAAAGGGUGCUGCUGAGGAUAAGCCGAGGAUUGCUGAGCUUCUAGCUCGUUUGGGUACCUGGUCGGCAAAGGCGUCCCUCGACAAGCCGGAUCAGAUCAUCGAACAACAUUUUCAUCCUGCGAUACAAUUGCUGUCAGACGCGACGGUCGAAUCUCAUCCCGCUGAAUACGCUUCCGUCUUCCACCAAUACGCCCUUUUCGCGGAUCAUCAGUACCACGCUAUCACCACGUCUCCGGACGCCUUACGGUGGAGGAUCUACAUGGAUCGUAAAGCUGAGGAGAUCAGACUACGUCAGGACAGACUGCAAAGAGUUUCGGCGAAUCCAGAAGAACGGAAAGAGCACGACCGCGCUCUUAACAAGGCCAGGCAAGAGCUAAAGCAUGAUCAAGCACGCUUCAAGGAACACAUGGACGCUCGCGAUCGCUUCCUUACGUUGGCAACGACGAGUUACUCUGAGUGUCUCGCGCAUUGCGACAUGUACGACAAUGAAUCGAUCAUCCGCCUCUGUUCGUUGUGGCUCGCCAACUUCGACAGAACGGACACCGACGUCAACUUCAAAGUCGCAUUGGACCGUGUACCCUCUCGCAAGUUCGUCUUUCUCGCCCAUCAACUGGCUGCUAGGCUCUCCAAACCUACUUCGCCGCGUGCCGCCACAGACAAUCAAGCCGUUCUUCAUACGGUACUAACGCGAAUGUGUCGGGAGCACCCGUUCCAUAGCUUGUAUCAGGUGCUUUGCUUGAUAUCGGACCAGGGCUCUGCUAGCGCCGCAUCAAGUAGACGGCAGUCCGGCAGGCUCGAGACUGCUUCCUCACAGGCAGAACGAGCCGCGGCCGCUGGUGCCCUCAUUGAUCAAUUGAAGGUCGACGGGCAGAUGCAAGGGUGCCUUCAAGACGUCGAACAGCUCUUCAAGGCAUCCUUGCAGUGGGCUAAAUGGAAGCCGAAGAGAGACAUAAGAGGGGGGACCCUUCCUAUCCCGGAUGACUUCCUCGUCAAGAAGAUUCGGAACCUGCGCGUCCCAGUCAUCACUUCUCACACACCGGUUGAUCCAUCUUGCCAGUACAGUGAUUGCGUCUGGAUCAGUCACUUCGAUUCCACAUUCACGACUGCCGGCGGGCUCAAUUUGCCCAAGAUUACAGUCUGUAUGGGCGUGGAUGGGCAAAGGUACAAACAACUGUACAAGGGCGGCGAUGAUCUCAGACAAGACGCUGUAAUGGAGCAGGUGUUUGAACUCGUCAACAUCAUUCUCCGCCGGGAUCGUGAAACACGAAGACGCAGCCUUUCGGUCCGAGGUUAUAGAAUUAUUCCAUUGGCCUCGCAAGCCGGUGUAUUGGAAUUUGUCAAAGACACUACUCCGUUAGCAACAUGGUUGCCCGAUGCGCACCAACGGUAUAGACCAGGCGAUCUACGGUCCAACGACGUCUUGAGGCAGUACAAAGAGAAGCAAGCAAUCUGUAAGAACGAUCGUGCGCAGAUGCUGGAGUUCUUCCUCGGACUGCGUCGACGAUACAGACCAGUCAUGCGCCACUACUUCACGGAGAGACACAAGGAGCCUCUCGCAUGGUUCACAAUGCGUCUCAAGUACUCGCGCAGCGUGGCGACGAACUCUAUCGUCGGGCAUAUUCUAGGGCUUGGAGACAGGCAUACCUCCAACAUACUCAUGGACAAUGCUACCGGAGAGAUGGUCCAUAUUGAUCUUGGUAUCGCUUUCGAUCAGGGCAAACUGUUGCCUGUACCGGAGCGUGUUCCUUUUCGUCUGACAGCCGACGUCGUGGAUGGUCUGGGCACGUCGGGCACUCAAGGGGUAUUCCAGAGAUGUGCAGAAGAAACGCUGCGCGUUCUACGGGACGAGUCUGAAGUCGUCUUGACAGUUUUGGAGGUCUUCAAGUAUGAUCCUCUACACUCCUGGGCGGCGAGCGAGGUGAAGUUGAAGCGAGUGCAAGGGUCGAGCAAUGAUCCAACGUUCACGGGAGAGGCCGUGCGCUGGAUGAUCGGUAUCGACAUGGCUAGCGGUACCGCCGACGAAGCCGCCGAUCGCGCCUUGACUGCAGUGAAGAGCAAGUUGGACAAGACGCUGUCGAUCGAAUACACUGUCAAUGAGUUGGUCGCUGAAGCCGCAGACGUAGGCAACCUUGCGCAGAUGUAUUUUGGCUGGAGUCCCCAUCUCUGAAGACCACGUCCUCAUGUCAUCGCAUUCCCAUCUGCUCUUUGCAUAUCUCAUGGACACUGUAGCAUAGACAUACCCCAAUCUCGCACCCCCGUGAUGUAUCCUGCGUUUCUCCGACGCAUUGACCCGCG
This is a messenger RNA of Rhodofomes roseus, 9382 nucleotides long. RefSeq lists its product as uncharacterized. The transcript has 11 exons. The coding region runs from base 90 to 9254 and encodes 3054 amino acids. Lineage: Eukaryota; Fungi; Basidiomycota; Agaricomycetes; Polyporales; Fomitopsidaceae. Gene Ontology annotation, molecular function: protein binding; protein serine/threonine kinase activity. The record is from RefSeq and is a predicted model, not a curated record. Gene Ontology annotation, biological process: DNA repair.